This is a messenger RNA of Plasmodium gallinaceum, 1485 nucleotides long. Its product is annotated as conserved Plasmodium protein, unknown function. The transcript is spliced from 10 exons. The coding region runs from base 1 to 1485 and encodes 494 amino acids. The record is from RefSeq and is a predicted model, not a curated record. NCBI's taxonomy places the organism in Eukaryota, Apicomplexa, Aconoidasida, Haemosporida, Plasmodiidae.
AUGAUAAGAAAGAGAAAGUCAAAAAUAGCUGAAGAUGAACACCUUGAAGAAAAUGAAGAAAUUAUGGAAGGAAAUUUUUUAUUUAAUAAAAAGAAUUCUACAAUGAAGAGCAUAGAAGAAGUAGUUGACGAAAAUAUGGAAGGUGAAAAUAUAGAAUUUAAACCAAUGGAAGAGUUAGAAAAACAUAAGGAUUCAAAUAAAAGCAUAGAAAAUAAUAAGGAAAUAAAAAGUAAUGAUAAUAUAGAAAGUAUAAAAGAUAAUGUAAAUGUUAAAAAUGAUUUAGAACUGGAGCAUACUUAUUCUACAAAUAUACCAGAUGUAAAUAUAUUAGAAAAUAAUACAAAUGAAAAACAUGAAAUUAAUGAAGUGAAAUUUAAAGCCAUUGAUGACUUAUAUAAUAAAUAUGAUAAAGAAGUGCAAAGUUUGUUAGAAAGCUUUGAACUUUUAAAUUUUUCAGAAUUGUUUAAAAAUCCUUUUGACCCAACAAUUACUAGAGAUGAAAAAAUUGUUAGAAUUUUUUAUUUUUCUGGUUUUUCAUUUUUACCUUAUUUAGGAUGGGUUGUUGCUUCAAUAUAUGGAUCUUUUUGCAAAGAAAAAAAUAAUAAAAAUAUUAUAUCUUUAAGAAUUAUAAGUUCUAUUCAAUGUGCUAUAUUUGGUUUAAUUAUUAUAUUAAUAAUAGCAUUAAUUAAUUUAAAUGGACAAAAUGUGUUACAAUGCAGAAAUGAAGGAAUUUCAUUUAAAAAAAAAUUGGUAAAUGAUGCUAAAUACAAUGUUGUAUUUUUUGGACCUAUGAGCACAGAUGAUUGGAUGAAAUCUAAACUAUUAAAAAUUACAGAAGAAUUAAAAUUCAAUAUUUAUACGAUAAGUUAUCCUAAUCUCAAGCAUCAUACUAUAAAAACUAAAAGACAUGUAUUUUUAAAAGAUGCUUUAGCAUGUGCUAGAUUAAAAUAUUCUGAUGUUAUUCUAUUUUCAUUUCAAAUUGAGAGUGCUUUUAAUUUUACCAUUCCUUUUCUUGAAAAAAAUGAAAUUCUUGGAUUUUUCAGUUUCUCCAAAAAAUUCCAAAAAAAGAUACCUACAAAAGAAAAUAUAGGAAAAGAAAAUAUAAUUUAUUUAGCUCCGAAAGAAAAAAAUGUAUACGAUAUUUAUAGCUCUAUAACCAUGAGACUUUGUCAUGAUAAAAAUAAUAAUUAUUACAAUAUUUUGUACAUAGUACAUCAUAGUUUUAAUAAAUAUCAGAUUAGAUGUUCGAAAAAUUUAGCUGAAGACUAUAGUAUAGCUGUAAAUAAUUUUAAUUUCAAUGCUAUUGGAACUGAAGAAAAAGCAUCUAAAUAUGAAGAUGAUGAUUUCAAGGAGGUAAUUGAUGAUUUUUAUCAAUACUUAGUAUUUAUUAGAGACGUUAUUUCCCAAAAUAAUUUAGAAUUUUAUAGAAAAAUGUUAUGCAAUAAUGUUAUGUGUGAAUCAAAAGGAGCUAUAUGUGUUCUUUAA